Budorcas taxicolor (takin) is the source of this 7630-nucleotide messenger RNA. RefSeq names its product plexin B1 (gene PLXNB1). Gene Ontology annotation, cellular component: semaphorin receptor complex. The record is from RefSeq and is a predicted model, not a curated record. Gene Ontology annotation, biological process: regulation of GTPase activity; semaphorin-plexin signaling pathway involved in axon guidance; negative regulation of cell adhesion. The transcript has 37 exons. Bases 558 to 6977 code for a protein of 2139 amino acids. NCBI's taxonomy places the organism in Eukaryota, Metazoa, Chordata, Mammalia, Artiodactyla, Bovidae. Gene Ontology annotation, molecular function: protein binding; semaphorin receptor activity.
CCCAUGUGUUUGGGUGUUGGUGUGUGCAUGCAGGGUGGGUGGUGUGUAUACUUCUUGGUGUGUCCGAACAUGAGUGUGCUCAUGUGUUGGUGGCAACCUGGGGCAAGGCUUGGCCUGGGCCUGUGAGCAGGGCAUGUACCUGGGCACCCUGAGAGGGCAGAGUUUGGGCAGAGGGCAAGGAUGGGAGAUGCUGAGGGCGGGCUGUAGGGGAGAAUAGGACCACAGUGGGGGCCAGACUGGGCCCACCAGCCACGCAGCUCCUCCAUAGCUGCCCUUUCCCAGGCUCCGAGGAUGCCUGGUUCCGCUGCCCUCCCCCUCCAUGGGCUCCGAGGAGGCGUCCCCUGUGGAAUGUGUUUGGUGGCCGAGGGCCAGGCUGGGCCCAGCUCCACUAGCAGACUGGGCAGUGGGGAGGGGUACCUUUCUGCUGCCUCCAUGGUGGGGGGCCCACGUGCCUACUGCCCAGCCCCCAGCUCCAUGCUCUGCUCUCUCCCCGGCUAGGUGGCUCCCGCUCGGGGCAUGCCGUUGUCUCCUGAUCCAACCGGCCCUGCCAGGUGACCAUGCCUGCCCUCGGCCUAGCCCUCCUCCAGGCGCUCUGGGCCGGGUGGGUCCUCGCCCUCCAGCCCCCGCCACCGACGGCUUUCACCCCCAACGGUACGCGUUUGCAGCACCUGGCUCGAGACCCCACCUCAGGCACCCUCUACCUCGGAGCCACCAACUUCUUGUUCCAGCUGAGCCCCGAACUGCAGCUGGAGGCCACCGUGUCCACUGGCCCUGUGCUGGACAGCAGGGACUGUCUGCCUCCCGUGAUGCCGGAUGAGUGUCCCCAGGCGCAGCCCACCAGCAACCUGAACCAGCUGCUCCUGGUGAGCCCGGGGGCCCUGGUGGUGUGCGGCAGCGUGCACCAGGGGGUCUGUGAGCAGAGGCGCCUGGGGCAGCUCGGGCAGCUGCUGCUGCGGCCGGAACGGCCCGGGGACACCCAGUAUGUGGCUGCCAAUGACCCCACCGUCAGCACGGUGGGACUGGUGGCUCAGGGCCCGUCUGGGGAGCCCCUCCUGUUUGUGGGGCGAGGCUACACCAGCCGAGGUGUAGGGGGCGGCAUCCCGCCCAUCACCACCCGGGCCUUACAGCCCCCGGACCCCCAGGCCGCCUUCUCUUACGAGGAGACGGCCAAGCUCGCUGUGGGCCGCCUCUCGGAGUACAGCCAUCACUUUGUGAGCGCCUUCGCGCGUGGGGCCAGUGCCUACUUCCUGUUCCUUCGGCGGGACCUGCAGGCUCAGUCGCGAGCCUUCCGCGCCUACGUGUCUCGCGUGUGCCUCCGGGAUCAGCACUACUACUCCUACGUGGAGCUGCCCCUGGCCUGUCAGGGGGGCCGCUACGGGCUCAUCCAGGCUGCGGCCGUGGCCGCGUCUGCAGAGGUGGCCCAGGGCGAGGUGCUCUUCGUGGCCUUUUCCUCUGCGGCUCCCCCGACCGUGGGCCGGCCCCCAUCGGCAGCUGCCGGGAUGACUGGAGCAUCAGCACUCUGUGCCUUCCCCCUGGAUGAGGUGGAUCGCCUUGCUAAUCGCACCCGCGAUGCCUGCUACACCCGGGAGGGCCGCGCGGAGGACGGGGCGGAGGUGGCCUACAUCGAGUACGAUGUCAACUCUGACUGUGCUCAGCUGCCUGUGGACACUCUGGAUGCGUAUCCCUGUGGCUCAGACCACACACCCAGCCCCAUGGCCAGCCGUGUCCCCCUGGAAGCCACGCCGGUUCUGGAGUGGCCGGGGGUCCAGCUAACAGCCGUGGCGAUCACCGUGGAAGAUGGACACACCAUUGCCUUCCUGGGCGACAGUCAAGGGCAGCUGCAUAGGGCCUACUUGGGCCCAGGGAGCGAUGGCCAUCCGUACUCCACCCAGAUCGUCCAGCAGGGGUCUGCAGUGAGCAGAGACCUCAUCUUUGAUGGGGCCUUCAAGCACCUGUAUGUCAUGACCCAGAGCACGCUUCUCAAGGUUCCCGUGGCCUCCUGUGCUCAGCACCUGGACUGUGUGUCCUGCCUGGCUCACAGGGACCCAUACUGUGGAUGGUGUGUGCUCCUUGGCAGGUGCAGUCGCCAUUCCGAGUGCUCUCGGGGCCGAGGCUCAGAGCGGUGGCUGUGGAGCUUCCAUCCUGAGCUGGGAUGUCUGCGCGUGGCAGCACUGAGUCCUGCCAACAUCAGCCGUGAGGAGAGGAGGGAGGUUUUCUUGUCGGUACCUGACCUGCCCCGACUGUGGCCAGGGGAGUCUUACUCCUGCCACUUUGGGGAAUCCCAGAGUCCCGCCCUGCUGACCAAUUCUGGGGUGAUGUGCCCCUCCCCGGACCCUAGCGAGGCCCCAGAGCUGCCAAGAGGAGCCGACCAUGUGUCCGUGAGCAUGGAGCUCAGGUUUGGUGCCGUCAUGAUUGCCAAGGCUGCCCUCUCCUUCUACGACUGCGUGGCCGUCACCUUGCUCCGCCCGUCGGCGCCGUGCCAGGCCUGCGUGAGCAGCCACUGGGGGUGUAACUGGUGUGUCUGGCAGCACCUCUGCACUCACAAGGCCUCGUGUGAUGCCGGGCCCAUGGUGGUCGGCCGACAGAGCCCGCUUCUCUCCCCGGCCCCUCCUGCCCGAGAUGCACCCACAUCCUUCCCACCCACAGCCCCCCAGGCCAUGGUCACUCCCACCCCUGACACCCUGCCUGUGGACACUCCUUCCGUAGCCUCCAAUGUCCCCCCUGGGGCCAGGCCUUCCCCGUUCAGCCCCUGGGGCCCAUGGGCAAGAACUGGCCCCACCCCUGCCUCGGCUCCAACAGAGUUUCCUCUCCCUGGGGACCCUCCUCCUCCCCCGUCCAGCCCCCAGAGCACGCUUGGACCCGCCGUGCUCACUCCCACGGCCUUAGGACCCGUGGCCAUCCCCGAGGACCAGCCAGCCUCGCACCCACUACCCUCCGAGGCAGCAGCCCUGGCCCCCGCCCCCGUGGAGCCUGGCCCCGAGGUGCCCCCCUCGGCGGGUCCCCGGGACCACCCCCCCGGCUCUGCCCCUGCCACCACUUUCCCAGGGGCCGCUGGCUCCACGAAGCCCGCUCUGGACUGGCUCAUGAGAGAAGGCGGCGAGCUGCCCGAGGCGGACGAGUGGACGGGGGGUGAUACGCCCGCCUUGUCCACUUCCAGCCUCCUCUCAGGUGAUGGAGACUCCGCUGAGCACGAGGGCCCUCCCGCCCCGCUCAUCCUCCUGUCCAGCUUGGACUACCAGUACGACACCCCUGGGCUCGGGGAGCUGGAGGAAGUGACCUGGGGGGCAGCCUCCUGCCCUUGUGUGGAGAGCGUGCAGGGCUCCAGCCUGAUGCCCGUCCACGUGCGGCGAGAAGUGCGACUGCUGGGCCGGAACCUGCGCCUCUUCCAGGACAGCCCAGGAGACCACGAAUGUGUGAUGGAGCUGGAGGGCCGGGAGGUGGUGGUUGAGGCCCGGGUUGAGUGUGAGCCGCCUCCAGAUACCCGGUGCCACGUCACGUGCCGGCCGCACCAGCUCAGCUACGAGGCUCUGCAGCCAGAGCUCCGUGUGGGGCUGUUCUUGCGCCGGGCCGGCCGUCUGCGUGUGGACAGCGUGGAUGGGCUACACGUGGUGCUUUAUGACUGUUCUGUGGGCCACGAGGACUGCAGCCGCUGCCAAACCGCCCUGCCCCAGUACAGCUGCGUGUGGUGCAAGGGGGAGCGUCCCCAGUGCAUGGCCCUGGAGGCCUGCGGUGAGGCUGAGGCUGUGGUCACCCAGUGCCCAGCACCCGUCAUCCACUCGGUGGAGCCACUGACUGGGCCUGUAGAUGGUGGCACCCGGGUCACCAUCAGGGGCUCCAACCUGGGCCAGCACGUGCAGGACGUGCAGGACACGGUCAGAGUGGCUGGAGUGCCCUGUGCUGUGGAUGCCCAGGAGUAUGAGGUGUCCAGCAGCCUCGUGUGUAUCACCGGGGCCAGCAGGGAGGAGGUGGCAGGCGCCGUGACGGUGGAGGUACCAGGAAGAGGACGCGGCGUUUCAGAGCAUGACUUUGCCUACCAGGACCCCAAGGUGCAGUCCGUCUUCCCAGCCCGAGGCCCCAGAGCUGGGGGUACAAGCCUCACCCUGCACGGCUCCAAGCUUCUGACCGGGCGGCUGGAGGACAUCCGAGUGGUGGUGGGCGACCAGCCUUGUCACCUGCUGCUGGGGCAGCAGGCUGAGCAGCUGCAAUGCGAGACCAGCCCACACCCCACGCCUGCCACGCUCCCCGUGGCUGUGUGGUUUGGGGCCGCCGAGCGGAGGCUUCAGCACAGCCAGUUCGAGUACACGUCGGACCCCAAUGUCACAUCUGCCAGUCCCACCAAGAGCUUCCUCAGUGGAGGCCGUGAGAUCCGGGUCUGUGGCCAGAAUUUAGAUGUGGUACAGACACCAAGAAUCCGCGUGACCGUGGCCACGAGCGCAUCAAGGCCGGGCCAGGGGCUUGAGCGGAGGCGCCGCGUGGUCCCAGAGACAGCGUGCUCCCCCGGCGUGUCCUGUGGUGGCCUUCAUUUUGAGGAGCCUUGCCACGUGAACUCUUCCCAGCUCAUCACGUGCCGCACGCCGGCCCUCCCAGGCCUGCCCGAAGACCCCUGGGUCCGUGUGGAAUUUAUCCUUGACAAUCUGGUCUUUGACUUUGCGACCCUGAACCCCACGCCCUUCUCCUAUGAGCCCGACCCCACCCUGCAGCCCCUCAACCCCGAAGACCCCAGCGUACCGUUCCGGCACAAGCCUGGGAGUGUGCUCUCUGUGGAGGGGGAGAAUCUGGACCUCGCGAUUUCCAAGGAGGAGGUGGUGGCCCUGAUCGGGGACGGCCCGUGCGUGGUGAAGACGCUGACCCGGCACCACCUGUACUGCGAACCUCCCAUGGAGCAGCCCCUCCCCCGGCACCAUGCCCUCCGGGAGGUGCCCGACGCCUUGCCCGAGUUCACGGUGCAGAUGGGGAACCUUCGUUUCUCCCUGGGCCACGUGCAGUACGAUGGCGAGAGCCCCGUGGCUUUUCCCCUGGCAGCCCAGGUGGGCUUGGGGGUGGGCACCUCUCUCCUGGCUCUGGGUGUCAUCAUCAUCGUCCUUAUGUACAGGAGGAAGAGCAAGCAGGCUCUGAGGGACUAUAAGAAAGUGCAGAUCCAACUGGAGAACCUGGAGAGCAGUGUGCGGGACCGUUGCAAGAAGGAGUUCACAGACCUGAUGACCGAGAUGACCGACCUCACCAGUGACCUUCUGGGCAGCGGCAUCCCCUUCCUCGACUACAAGGUGUAUGCCGAGAGGGUCUUCUUCCCUGGGCACCAGGAGUCGCCCUUGCACCGGGACCUGGGCGUGCCUGAGAGCAGGCGCCCCACCGUGGAGCAGGGGCUGGGGCAGCUGUCCAACCUGCUCAACAGCAAGCUCUUCUUGACCAAGUUCAUCCACACCCUGGAGAGCCAGCGCACCUUCUCAGCCCGGGACCGCGCCUACGUGGCGUCUCUGCUCACCGUGGCGCUGCAUGGAAAGCUGGAGUAUUUCACCGACAUCCUGCGCACCCUGCUCAGUGACCUGGUGGCCCAGUAUGUGGCCAAGAAUCCCAAGUUGAUGCUGCGCAGGACAGAGACCGUAGUGGAGAAGCUGCUCACCAAUUGGAUGUCCAUCUGCCUGUACACUUUUGUGAGGGACGCAGUGGGGGAGCCUUUGUACAUGCUUUUCCGUGGAAUUAAGCAUCAAGUGGACAAAGGGCCAGUAGACAGUGUGACCGGCAAAGCCAAAUACACCCUGAAUGACAACCGCCUGCUCCGAGAGGAUGUGGAGUACCGGCCCCUGACCUUGAAUGCGCUGCUGGCUGUGGGGCAUGGAGCGGGAGAAGCCCAGGGUGUGCCCGUGAAGGUCCUGGACUGUGACACCAUCUCCCAGGCCAAGGAGAAAAUGCUGGAUCAGCUUUAUAAAGGAGUGCCCCUUGCCCAGCGGCCAGAUCCCCGCACCCUGGAUGUUGAGUGGCGGUCUGGGGUGGCCGGGCAUCUCAUUCUUUCCGACGAGGAUGUGACAUCUGAGAUCCAGGGUCUGUGGCGGCGCCUGAACACUUUGCAGCAUUAUAAGGUCCCCGACGGAGCAACUGUGGCCCUCGUGCCCUGCCUCACCAAGCAUGUCCUCCGGGAAAGCCAGGAUUACGUGCCAGGAGAGAGUCUUGGCACAGGGACCCCGAUGCUGGAGGAUGUGGACGAGGGGGGCAUCCGGCCCUGGCACCUGGUGAAGCCCAGCGAGGAGCCGGAGCCCCCCAGGCCUCGGAGGGGCAGCCUUCGGGGCGGGGAGCGGGAGCGGGCCAAGGCCAUCCCGGAGAUCUACCUGACACGGCUGCUAUCCAUGAAGGGGACCCUGCAGAAGUUCGUGGAUGACCUGUUCCAGGUGAUUCUCAGCACCAGCCGCCCGGUGCCACUCGCCAUAAAGUACUUCUUCGACCUGCUGGACGAGCAGGCCCAGCAGCACGGCAUCUCGGACCAGGACACCGUCCACAUCUGGAAGACCAACAGCUUGCCCCUGAGGUUCUGGAUCAACAUAAUCAAAAACCCACAGUUCGUGUUUGACGUGCAGACAUCUGACAAUAUGGACGCGGUGCUCCUGGUCAUCGCCCAGACCUUCAUGGACGCCUGCACCCUGGCUGACCACAAGUUGGGCCGGGACUCCCCCAUCAACAAACUUCUGUAUGCCCGCGAUAUUCCCCGGUACAAACGGAUGGUGGAAAGGUACUAUGCAGACAUCAGACAGACCAUCCCCGCCAGUGAUCAAGAAAUGAACUCCAUCCUGGCCGAGCUGUCUCGGAACUACUCCGGAGACCUGGGGGCUCGAGUGGCCCUGCAUGAGCUCUACAAGUAUAUCAACAAAUACUAUGACCAGAUCAUCACUGCCCUGGAGGAGGAUGGCACGGCCCAGAAGAUGCAGCUGGGCUAUCGGCUCCAGCAGAUCGCGGCGGCUGUGGAAAACAAGGUCACAGAUCUGUAGGCUCUGGGAGAGCACGGGCCGGCCGUGCCCCAGCCCCACCUGGACAGCCCCGCCUGGACAGCCCCGGGACUGCGUGGGAGAGACCGCCUUCUUAGAUCCCGUAGUGCCUGAGCAGCAGAGUUAGUGGAAGGUGCCUCCCGGGCUCCUGGUGGCUCUGGCCCCGGCCCCGCUGGACUCACUUCGCAGGCCGGGGGCCUUGAGGCUGGCGGCCUGGUGCCCGGUGUGCCGCCCGUGCCCGGCGGCCCUGUGGGCUGUUGCCUUGUGACGUCAGUCUGCAGGGAGCCGGGGACUAAGGGCUUCCGGGGCCGGGCCGGAAGGGCCUCCAGCCCCUGGAGAGACUGGACUGUUGUGAGCGCUGGGCUCCGUUCCAGGGAGAUCCAGAGAGAAAGGAGGAGAGGCCCCACUUCCCGUCCCACCCUCCUGCUCCAUCAGCCCUGACCUCGUCAGCCACCUCCGGCCUUGUUGCUGCUGCCACGAUCCUCGGUCAGAGAGAUGAAUGCCUUUCGAGGCCACUGCCAACUCACCCCUCAGCAGGGCUGGCUGCCUCAGGGCCACCCUGCCACCGAGGCUGCCAGGAGUGAGGGGUGUCUGCUGCAGGGGGUCCUGCAGGAGAAUGGGGGCCCCACUCACCCGGUUCUUCAUUAAAGGAUAAC